GUCCCGGCGCGGCGCGGGGCGGAGCCGCCGCUCGCUCUCUCUGCGCCGGGGUUGCGGCUGCGGAGCGGGGCCCGGUUCGGCCCGUUGGGCUCCGGUUCCCCUUUCUCCCCCUCCAUGGCGCUGGUGCGGGCCGGCCCCCUCCCCGCCGAGGGCUCCCCGCCCUGGCUGCCCACGCACGUCCAGGUGACGGUGGUGCGGGCCCGGGGGCUGCGCUGCAAGGGAGGUGGGAAACCGGGCACCAGCGACGCUUACACCGUCAUCCAGCUGGGCCGCGAGAAGUACAGCACCUCGGUGGCCGAGAAGAGCGCGGGUGACCCGGAAUGGAGGGAGGAAUGCGCCUUCGAGCUGCCCCCCGAGCCCGGCGCCGCCCCGGGGCUGCUGCUCACCGUCAUGCACCGAGCCCUGGUGGGCAUGGACCGGUUCCUGGGGCAGGCGAGGGUGGCCCUGGAGCCCGCGCUGCAGCAGGGACGGGCGCCCCAGGAGCGAUGGUACCAGCUACACUCCAAGCCUGGGAAGAAGGAGAAGGAGCGUGGUGAGAUCCUGGUGAGCAUCCAGUUUACGCGCAACAGCCUUACAGCGAGCAUGUUCGACCUGUCCAUGAAGGACAAGCCACGGUCGCCUUUUGGAAAGCUGAAGGACAAGGUGAAGGGCAAGAAGAAAUACGACUUGGAGUCGGCCUCUGCCAUCAUCCCCAGCAGCAUGGGCGCCCUCGACAUGGAGGAUGACUACGACAUUGGGGGCAAGAAGUCCAAAGUCAAAGGCUUCUUCUUGAAGAACAAGCUACGCAAGUCAUCCCUGACGCAAUCCAACACCUCCCUGGGAUCUGACAGCACCAUCUCUUCUGCCAGCCUGGGCUUGGCUGCAAAUGUCCCCGAGGUAACCAAAUCCCCGAGCAGACACAGCAGUCUGUCCACGGAGCGCUCUGUAAAAGACUUCUUGCCGUCUCCAAAGCUGACCCACAAAAGAGCGUUCAGUGACGAUGUCUCCCAAGUCAGCCCUGUCCUGGAGCCCAAAGCAAUCCAAAACCUGAAGCCAAAGAACGAUCCCGUGUCUCGGUCUUCCCUCUGCAUCAACGGGAGCCACAUUUACAGUGACGAGCCUGCACCAAAGAGCCCCGUGUCUGUCCCUCCAAGCUCAGCACCGCUGUCCGUGACCGGCGUCCCCAGGCGGCAGGAGGAAAGCUUUGGCUUCACCCCCCUUCAUCCUGACUCCCACGAGGUGCCUUGGGGGGUCAGCAACUUUGAGAGGCCUCAGCAGCGAGAUGAGCCCAGGUUCAUCCCCUCUCCUCCCACCUUAGCCUUGCAAGAAGAGCUCAGGGUCUCCACGAAAGCCGUCACUCUCAGUAACCACCUGGGCAGAGCCAAGAUGGAAGAAAACAGUCGCUUAGAGAACAAACCGACUCAAGCUGCCGCACCCAUGGUCUUUUCCAUGGAUACGAAGAAGGACAAACAACCUGAGGAAACGAAGAAGGAAGAGAAGAAGGCCAAGGGCAGCCUCUACCACCAUGGGGGCAACAAGAGCGACGCGGGGAGCAAAGGCCAGGGGGAGAAAGCAGGAGCUUCGCAUGGCUCGUCCACCCACACGGCAGCAGGGGGAGAUGAGAGGAAUAAAAGCAGUGGCUGGUUUGGUUCAAAGGAGCCCAAAGAGUCCCCUCAGAAACCCAGUUUCCCGUCUGGGCCGCAUACUUCAACAGAGGUCGCUGGGAGCUUUUAUUCCUCUGAGGAUUGCAGUCCCUCUGCCUCCCUAAGACAUAAAGACCCGGAGAGGGAGUCUCCAGCCCAAAGCAUUUGUGUCCCAGUACCAGAAACUACUCCAUCAGAAGGAGAUCUUCCUCCUCCGGAUGAGAAACCCGCUGUCCCUCCUCCCCUUUUGGAGUGGGACGAUACCUUUGAUGCCUUUGCGACCAGCAGGCUUAAACCAGAACUGAAGAAGGAAAACUUCUUCGCUUCGGUGACGGCAGAGGGCAUGGCUUUCAUCGACGAUCCCGAUGCAGCCAGUCCAAUGGAAAGAGCAGCCGAGCCAGCGGCCGAGGAGGGAACAAAGGUGUUUGAAAAGGCCGAUUCGCAAAUGGGCAGCGAAAUUCCUGCAACUCUGCGGUCGUGGACAAAUUUCUCCGGUUUAGACGUGGGGGCGAAUUUGGUGAGCACGACCCAAGAAGCGACCGUGAUAGAGGAUGUGCUGAGCCCCGUGGCUGCAGGGUCGAUGGGAAGGAGAAGGAAAAGCAGCACGCCUACAGUUUGGACAGCUGCGUUUGCAUCAGGAAACGCAGGGGAAAAAGAGGCUUCGACACCACAAACUGCUGAAAACAGUGCUAGGGAGGAAGGAGAUGGGGAUGAGGAGGAAGCCUCUAGUGCAGGGACAAAUGGGUGGAUGACUAUAGCCACCGAAACUGCUCCUGACCUGUCAGAGAGUGCCCAAAGUGGGGCUGAGCAGGUGGGUCAGGAAAGGGUGUUCGGCUCCCAGCCAGCCUUCCUGAGCGAAAGUGCCUUUGAAGCCAAAAGCAGAUCUCGUGCUGCUGCUUGCGUGUUGCCCCGAAGCACCUUCACCCCCGAGCUCACCUCCGAAACCCUGCCAGGCAGCAACGUGGCUGCCGUGUCCCCGCGGGUGCUCGCGGAUGUGACAGCUCGACGGUUUCCUGUGGCGCUGGAGCCAGGGAUGGAGCCUCAGGGUGGCGAGGAGGAAGCGUUCGACAUCCGGACUUCAGUCUACCGGCUCCAGGCCAGCAUGCGGCUCGAGGCCAGUGAAAGCCGGGUAAAGCUCAGCUCCGACAUCUGUGAAAGGCACGUUGUCCUCUCUCCAUGGACAGGUACCCAAGAGAAGGAGGAGAUUGAGGCUGGCUCGACUGUGCCACCCCCCAAACCUCCAAGGUGGUUCGCAGUGGCGGGCAGCAGAGCGGAUGGCGAGGAGGAGGAGGAUGCUCGGCAGCCGCAACUGAGGCAGCAAGGAAGCGAGGAGAAAUGGGAAGACAGGGAGAGCCUGAAGGCAGAUGUGGAGCUGCCGAGGAGCCAUCUAAGCAGCGAGCCCUCGAUCCCAGCACAUCCCAGCCCAUCCGCACUGGGAGUGGACAUAGCUGAAGCUGGGAGCGAGUUCCCAAACUCCAAGGAUGCUGAAUGUGUGGCUGCUGUGGACUCAGCAGCCAAUUUGGAGACUAGAGUGAGCGAGUUGGCAAAAAGCAGCACCUCUUUGGGGGAAAACCGGUCAGGGAUGAACGAGACGGAUGUUGCUGAGCAGUUUGAUACUUGCCCGUCAAAGUUCUUUCUAGAUGAAUUAAGCCAGUCGGGAGCUAAGGAGAGCUGGAGUCAGCCAGGCUUAUCUCCUCUGAUAGGGGACACAGAUGUUGCUGAGUGGGAGAUGGCCUCCAAGCAGGAGCCAUUCCCCAAGGAGCUCAGUAUAUCAGGACUGAACCCACCUUCCAAGCUAGACCUGGGCCAGCCGGAAACCUUCUGGACAGCUCUGGAAGAGCAAGAGGCAGAGCGACCCCAAAGGUUAGCGCGUGGGGAGAGUCCAUCCCAGCCAGAGCCGGCGUGGGGUGGUGGUGAGGGGCAGCAGGGGCCGGUGGCCGACCUUGCUGGGCAAGUGGGAGGCCAGUGUGAGCCUUGCAGCCCCGUGGCAGAGGCCGGGGAGGCGGAGCAGGGCAGAUCCCCCGCCAGCGAGCCGGAGGGGCCGUGGCGCCGGCGCUCAGCAAACAGCAGGAUAGACUUCAAGAAGGCUGAUUUCUGGAAGCCAGAUAGAGCAGAGGAGAGGCACGAGCAGGACACUUCAACCCCGAGAAAUCCCUUUGCUCCAGCACUAAGCCCAAACGCCCCGAGCAAUCCCUUUGUGGAGAAGCCACCCGAGUCCCCCCCUGUUCAAGCUGUGCUGCCCGAAAAGCUUGGACAGGGCGGCUUCGGCUUCACCAGCCUCCACGAGGAAGCCCUUGGGCAAGGCUUCCAGCCCACUAACCUCCCCGAGGACCCGCUAGGCCAGCGUCCUUUCCUGCAUGACAGCCAGCCCUUGGCCUUCUCCACCCCUUUCCUCGUGGCUGCAACUAACCCUAAACAGUUUGAUUUCCCUUCCCCCGUCGCGUGCCCCGCGAGCAGCGGGGUCCCUGCCGCCGCCAGCCGCGCAGCCGCCCAGCCCUGCCCUUUGCCGCAGUCCGGUGACACACAAGCUUCAGCGCUCGUGGUUUUGCCCAGGGAGACACAGCCAGCUGAGAAGCCCCUUUUCCAGCAGACGACCAGUCCUCACCCAGUGAAACCCAUUAGCGCUGCGGUGCAAGAGGUCUCCAGCGAGAAGAAGCAGCAGCACAGGUCCAGCCUGACGACUGCUCUGAGCAAUGGCCUGGAGAAGCUGAAGACGGUCACCACGAGCAGCGUCCAGCCCGUGGCUCCGUCUUCUCAGUUGGAGAAGACAGACUCUAAGAAAUUAAAGGAUCCCACCAUCCUGGACCAGUCAGCCAAGUAUUAUCACUUGACCCAUGAUGAACUCAUCCAGCUCCUGCUGCAGAAGGAGAAAGAGCUGAGCAAGAAGGAGGAGCACAUCCAUGAACUGGAGAACUACAUUGACCAACUGCUGGUGCGCAUCAUGGAACAGUCUCCCACACUCCUCCAGAUCCCGCUGGGGGAAAGCAAGACCAAGUAACCUCUCCCCAGAGACCAGCAUCACUUGCCUAGAGCACUUCUCCAAUAAACACGCUGCAAACAUCCCUGCACUCCCCACCCUCCUCUUCCAAGAGGGCUCCAGUGGCUUCUGUUCGCAGAGUUUAGCAGGAAAGGUUAUCUGCUCCUUCCCAGCCCAAGCUUAUCCCAGCUCUGGCUCCAGGGAACUAUAGGGUGGUGGGCUGUCAUCUACCCUAUGGGGAGGAGCAGAGCCUUCUGCAGGAGGAAGAUGCCUCCUUAGAUUGCUGUCGUUGUGACCAAGCAGUAUCUUCUCAGGCUCUCAUCCUUCCACCGCUUUAAGUGGUCCGUGGACAUUUGAGAGUUGGAAACCAACCACCUUGCCCAUAUCUUCACCCUGCUCCUGCUCUUCUGCUCUUCCACAUCUUUUUUCUCUGAAGUGGUGUAACCCUGGCUGAUGGGAGGCUUUAAAGAAGUCGAUGACAUCGGGAAUGCUUAAGCUCAGGAAGGGUUUACCAGGACUUUCCUGUGUGCCGAGCCUGCUCGGCCGGGCAGCAAGGGGAAGGGGCUGCUCUUGGGUGCCUCUUGCCCUUCCUGCCCCAUCUGCCAAAUGAAGGGUCUCUAGCUGAAAAGCCAACUCUGAUUUGUUUGGGAGGUGCUACACAAAACACCGGCAUCAGAGGCCAUAAGGGACACAACCUGACGUCACCGCCAGACUGAGUGGUGUCGAUUCCUUCGCUGUGUGCCUGCGGAGUCUCAGCUGCCUCUGUGACUCCACUCAAAGCCGAACUUGCAGUACAAGAGAAGGACCAGGGAUGGUUUGUGCACAAUCAGAACCGCAGGAGAUCUCCUCACACACCACCCGACCCAUCACCGGGUCCUCCUGUGUGUAUUAAAUCACAGUGGAAUUUUCUACUCAGCGUUCCACUCGCCCUUUCCUGCGUCCGCAGGAAUUGCUUUCCACUGGCUGCUCCCCACCAUCGACUGUGUGUCGUCUUUCUCAAUGCAAUAGGAAAAUGCCAUCACGACCGAAGCUCGUGCGCAGAGAAGGAUGCCUGACCGCCCGGCCACCUCUAUGCAUGACUUCCCGCUAGGUCAGGCGUCCGUCACGCCCUCUGUCAACGCUAACAGCUCAGUAAUCGCCGCAGACCCCCUCCAAGCCAGUAUUAGUACCAAGCGCUGCUUGAAUUGUUUCGCAUCUACACGCCAGCAUCGGGGCCCACCCUUAAGGCGUCGAAGUCAUCUCUCUCAGGAGCUGAAUGCUUCUCGCUGCUGAACAUUGAGUGACCACCUAAAGGGCUCCAGUUUACCCAGUUUAACAACCACAGAUGAUGUUAGCUCGAGGCUGGGGAGCAAUGCUCCUGACCGCACUGGAGUACAGCGCAGCUUUUGGUUUGGAGAUGUUGUGGAAGGGUAUAGGAAGGAUGUUACUCCCUCUUUUCUCCUAGG
Molecule: messenger RNA, 6044 nt
Organism: Cuculus canorus (common cuckoo)
Lineage: Eukaryota; Metazoa; Chordata; Aves; Cuculiformes; Cuculidae
Gene: RAB11FIP5
Product: RAB11 family interacting protein 5
Exons: 6
Coding region: 115-4620 (1501 amino acids)
Biological process (GO): regulated exocytosis
Cellular component (GO): phagocytic vesicle; recycling endosome; early endosome
Molecular function (GO): small GTPase binding
Source: RefSeq, a predicted model, not a curated record